Molecule: messenger RNA, 1989 nt
Organism: Suillus bovinus
Lineage: Eukaryota; Fungi; Basidiomycota; Agaricomycetes; Boletales; Suillaceae
Product: mitochondrial inner membrane protein Mitofilin
Exons: 4
Coding region: 1-1989 (662 amino acids)
Biological process (GO): cristae formation
Cellular component (GO): MICOS complex
Source: RefSeq, a predicted model, not a curated record
AUGCACCGUGUCAUAGCUGUUCCUAGACACGUUCCGGCGACGGUUAGACAAGGCCUUGUACGGACUUCUCGCAGGCGACUAGCCUCCACCACCUCCACCUCCAAUGCCACAUCUGAUUCUAAAUCCGCGAAAGUCGUUCGUAGGAUUUUAUUCUACACUGUGGCAGCGACAGGCACGUUCUACAUCGGUAGCACAUUUGUUGCCUUCGAGAACCAGCAGUACCGAGAACUGUUCACCGAAAACGUUCCUUUUGGAAAGGAACUCGUCGAGUAUGGCGAAGUCCGCAAGUGGGAUGAGAUUACCAUUGAACAGGUUGUGGUGGCUACCGUAGACACCUACAAGACCAUCAACAACUUCAUACAGCGGCAGCUGGGUAACCUGCCGACGGAGGAAACAAUUGAGAAGACGGCCAAGUCAGCACUCAAGGAGUCCAAAGAGCGCGUAAAGUCUGUCGCUGCAUCACUCAAGACUGCUGUAAAGAAAGUGGAGGACGAGACGGUCCCGGAAGCAACCGCAAAAGCAAUUUUUAUUGCACGACAACACGGUGCACAGUUCGCUGAUGAAUUGGACGACCUAAUCCGCAAAGCGGAGGCAGCUCUUUCUGGGAAUUCUGUUGACUCUCUUCAUAAGGCGACAACCGCACCAGCUCAGCCCGAAUCCUCUCCAGAUACCAUCCUGCCGCGCGAUGACACUGACCUCAUAAUUGUAUCGGACAAGAGUCCUGAUAAUGUCGUGGUUUAUGCUGCCCCGCUUCCUAUCGGCUUCGAACCCCCACCCGGCUAUGAGCGCCCCGCACCGCCAAAGCCUGCCCCGAAGGCCGCUGCGGAAACCACACCUGUGUCCCUGCCUCUGCCUCUUGUUGCUCCAGCCGUGUCUGAAGUCGCUGUAUCUGAGCCCGUGAUCACCCAGCUCGCAUCCACAAUCGACAACCUCGCCUCUUUCCUUGCCUCCAACCCUGCUGCCUCCGAAAAAGCCAAAGAUGUUCUUGAGGUUGCCAAAGCUGACCUCACUGGCCUCGCGGCACGUAUUGAGAAGAUCAAGGAGGAUGAGAAGCUGCAGCUAGAGAUGAAGCUCGACGAACAAGCACGGGAGUAUACCACAAAGCUUCUCGAGCUCGAGCUUGAGGCACAGGAUAAACUGGAUUCGCAACAAGACGGCUUCAGGAAAUUCUACGAUGAAGAACGUGGUAGGUUCGCGCAGGUUUACCGUGAGAAGCUGGAGCAGGAAUUACGCACACAGACAGAACUUAUCAAUGAGCGGUUGAAGGAGGAAGUGAUCGCGCAGGGCAUAGAGAUGCAGAGGCGGUGGAUCCGCGAGGUCAAAGUCCGUGUCGAGCAAGAACGCGGGGGUCGUCUCGCCAAGCUUGACGAGCUCGCAACAAGCCUCAAACGCCUUGAACGUCUCGCACUCGACAAUUCUUCCUACCUCGAUGAGAAUAUUCGCGUGCACAGCAUGUGGACUGCCAUACGUGCUAUUCAGAGUGCUGUCGACGCGUCUCUACGCAAGCCAUUCCGUGAAGAGCUCCGUGUGCUCCGACACAUCGCAGUCGCCAAGGAAGACACCAUCAUCACUGCAGCAUUAGACUCCCUUGAACAAAGUGACAUGCCUGACAUUGGCGUUGAGCCGUUUGCAGAUCUUGCAUCGUGGUUUAGUACCUCCGUUCGGCCACGCGUCUCGAGCGUUGCUUUGGUCCCCGAUCAGGAUGCAGGUGUGCUCACACACCUGGCUUCGCACUUUCUUUCUUUGUUUAGGUUCCAGCGGCAUGGACUUGUUCCUGGGUCGGACGUGCUGAGUAUAUUGUCGAGAGCGGAGUAUUACAUGAAUGAGAAGGAUCUUGAUAGUGCUGCAAGAGAGUUAAAUCAAGUGAAAGGAACUGCAAGAGAGCUGCUCCAUGAUUGGCUGGAAGCUGCACGGAGACGAUUGGAGGUUCUGCAGGCUCUCGAGGUGAUACAAUCACAAGCAACAAUUGCAUCGCUGCUUGUCGUAUAG